GUUGAUUUUCAAAGUGACCUAAAGUACCUGAGGUCAGGCACGAGACUGGGUAAAGUGGGCGUCACUGACUGCACAGAUGACACAAGAUUUCCUUUCAGCAGUGAUGACAGCCGCUUCAAGGUUCAGACGGACGGCAUAUUAACGGUAAACAGACAGGUUGUUCUUCAUAAAGGACAACAAGAUUUCAACAUAUCCUCUUGGGACUCACAAGGUCGCAAAAUGACUGUUCCUGUCAGGGUAGUGCAUGAUGGGCACCACCACGGGCACCACCACCAGAAUGUUGAGCACCACCAUGGGCAAAACCACGUUAAUGACACAGAGAGUGCAACAGAUCCACAGGAGUCCAUUCUGCAUUUCCCCAAGUCUGGUGAAGGGCUGAGGCGGAGGAAGAGAGAGUGGGUUAUUCCUGACCUCUCUGUUGUUGAGAAUGACAGAGGACCCUAUCCCCUCAAAGUGUCUCAGAUCCGCUCCAACGAAGAUAAAAUAAAGAAGAUCUUUUACAGCAUCACUGGUCCAGGAGCUGAUCAACCUCCAGCUGGUCUUUUUACUAUGGACAGAACAACUGGAAUUCUAUAUCUCACACAACCACUUGACAGAGAGAGACAAGAUAAAUAUAUGGUAAACCUCCUCUCUCCUAGUUUUAUACACACUCUUUCCCUUUCCAAAUAUUUAUCCUGCCACUUAGGGAUGGGAACAGAUUCAAUCCAGUAUUGGUAUCGGGUUCUGAUACUAACGUAAUUCACGGAUCGGAAAUUUCAGAUCCAACCUGCAGAGAUUUCUGAUCCAUGAGCCUACUGUACUUGAUUUGCGCUGUUCAGAUGCAAACUAUUUUAUUUAUAGUGUGUGUGUGUGUAAGAUGUUUACACUGAUUGCAUUUUUCUUUUAUUUCAUAUAUUUGAUAUUUGAAAACCUUGAUUUGUUGAUGCUACAAGAGCCAGUAUACUUAAUUUGUGCUGAUCAGAUGAAGAAGCCCUUUGUGUUUUAUUUGGAGAGAUGUAGUGUUAGAGAAGUUUACUCUUUGUGUGUAUCUGUCUUGGAAUUAGUAAAUAUUGACAGUCAAUUUGAAACCCUUACAGUUGCAUAUUUGUUUUCAGGAUGGAAUUUUUCCUGUUAACAGGGUUUUUUGUUUUCUGAAUUUUUUCUGACCUUAUACUUACCUCAAGUUGUCUUUUGGGACAUACAUGCAUACACUCGUACACAUCAUACUUGCCUGUGGAGAAGAGUUUAUUAUAGCCUCAUAUAUAAUCAACAAUAAUGAUGAUGAUAAUAUUAUUAAAGCAAACAGAGCUCUGGUAUCAGAUUAGUAACGGUAUCGGCAGACAUCCAGAAUCAGGCAUCAGGAUCGGAUCGGAAGUGAUAAAUGUGGAUCGAUGCAUCCCUAAUAUUGAUGAUGCUAUGUUAUUUAUUCUCAAAAGUUUGCACCUUAAAACAAAUGUCCAAAGACCUGUAUCUACUCCCCUCUAUGAGAUAAUUUACUUCUUUCCUGACCUGCCCUACUUCAAAAUCAGUAAUGUCUGACAGGCAAACGUACCAAACUUUUAGUAACUGCACAUCUUGUGUCACACUGUUGACCUCUGCUUUUCUUCAGUAACUGUAUUUAAAGUAUUAUUGUUUUGCAAUGAGAGUUCUGUCCAAAGCAAAAAAAUAGUAAUUUUUUUUAGGAAGAGCAAUAACAUGUCUGUAUCUUUAAUAUGACAACUAUGUGAAGAUUUUCUUGUAUCUUUGAUGCCUGACAAACAUGUGAAAGCAUUUCCUGCUUCAAAAACAUUUGUAAAACGGAUAUUUUUUUUAAAUGAUUAUUAAUUUUCUAAACAUGUGCAAUCCCACAAGACAUUGCAGCACAUUUUUUAGAUGUGGCAGUAAGGUAUUAGUGUAAAUCACUAUUUAAGAGUGUUGUAUUUAUAAGCCUAUUUAGUGUAUGUGGUAUCAGUGGUAGUGAUCAAAUGAACAAGGAUUUUUUUUUUCCAGACGUGAUACAGCAUUUUAAAAUCCUAUAAAUUCCAGUUGUAUGCGUAAAGACACACAUUGUCACUUUGAACAUAGCUAGACAGAAUCUGAUAAAAGAAAUUUCAAUUCUCUAACUUCAGAAGUGCAGGAAAGAGGUCAGUUAUGUCUAAAACUCCUAAGCCAACCUGUUAUUUUAGACUCAUUUUCAGCACGUUGCAGAACUUAUUUUUCAGCAUCAGCCGAGCAGCCGUGUUGUUGAAAAGAUGCUCUAAGUAAUUAAGUAUACAAUAAAAAAGAAUCUUUAGUCAGUAUCAAUUCACUGCUUGGAAGUUUUUUAUUGUAUUGGUACAAUUAAACUUGAGUUUUCUUUGCUUAAUGGUUCUUUUUACUACAUGUCUAUGGCUUAAAUUGCCCCCAUGUUCCACCAUGAGACAUGAAUCUGCAUUUAAUCAAAUAUGUUUGCAUAGAGUUUACAUUUUUCUGUGACUG
Molecule: messenger RNA, 2436 nt
Organism: Amphiprion ocellaris (clown anemonefish)
Lineage: Eukaryota; Metazoa; Chordata; Actinopteri; Pomacentridae
Product: cadherin-1-like
Exons: 5
Coding region: 220-738 (172 amino acids)
Biological process (GO): calcium-dependent cell-cell adhesion; cell-cell junction assembly; cell morphogenesis
Cellular component (GO): membrane; adherens junction; catenin complex
Molecular function (GO): cadherin binding; calcium ion binding
Source: RefSeq, a predicted model, not a curated record